This is a messenger RNA of Cinara cedri, 643 nucleotides long. NCBI's taxonomy places the organism in Eukaryota, Metazoa, Arthropoda, Insecta, Hemiptera, Aphididae. The record is from the annotation of a GenBank genome assembly.
AUGUGUGGAAUAAAUCUCUGCAAAAAAAAAGCAAAUAUUCUUAUUUGGGAAGAAAAUAUACAAGGCAUUAAAAAGUUGUCACUAUGGGAGGCUGCUUUAAAAACACCGGACCUAACCAUUUUCUCAAUGUUACUGAACAUGGUGCAAGAAAUUGAGUGUGAGGAGAUUCUUCAAGAACCAACAUGUUUUGUAAAUCAUCUGUCAACUUAAAAAAGAAAAAUUUAAAGAAUACAUUUAUGAAGACCUGCAACCAUUUCUUUGGGUAAAACAACCAUUUCAACCGCUGAAGGAAAGUAAUUCAUUGAGUUUGGCAGAAAAAGAACAGCUUAUUGAUCUCCAAUGCAGUGACUUUUUGAAAGCUACAUUUGAACAAGACAACUCAUUAACAAGAUUCUGGGUAAGUGUAAUAGAAGAGUGCCCAAUAUUGUUUGAAAAAUCCAUGAGAAUACUAGUCCCAUUUGCAACUACGUAUUUAUGUGAAAUAAGAUUUUCUGCCCUAGUAUCAAUGAAAUCUAAGUACCAUGGAAGACUAGAAGUCAGCAAAGAAUUGACAGUAGCUUUAUCAAAUAUCUCUCCUCGUUUCACCAAACUUUGUGAUGAAAAAAAACAUUACCCACCCAUCACAUUAAAAGUAGCCUGUUGA